AUGGAAAAGGAUCAGAUAAAAUUACAGGAGGAACCAGUAGUUCACUCCCAAUCAAAUGUAUAUUCUGAAAAAGGAAACGAAGUAUUUAAUCAAUCAUCACGCGAAGGUCUUUCGUCAAAUGAGGAAGUGUCAAACGACAUUAUAACAGAAGAAGACGAAGGACGAGAACCUACGGAAUGGGAAAUGAAAAAUUUGAAACAUGUUGGUGAGCGUAUUCCUUAUUCUGCCUGGUUAGUUGCAGUUGUUGAAUUAGCCGAAAGAUUUUCUUAUUACGGAUUAUCGGCACCAUUUCAAAAUUAUAUGCAAAAUGGUCCUGACGACAAACCUGCUGGGUUAUUGAGCUUGAAACAACAAGGUGCAACUGCCUUGUCAUAUUUUUUCCAGUUUUGGUGUUAUGUUACACCAAUUUGGGGUGGGUACAUUUCAGAUGCAAAACUCGGACGUUUUGCAACUAUUCAUUAUGCUUGUUACAUCUAUAUCGUUGGAAUCUUUUUGUUAUUUAUUACCUCAGUGCCUAGUAUAACAAGUAGAAACACUGCUCUUGGUGGUUUCAUUGCUGCUAUCGUUCUCAUUGGUAUUGCAACAGGAAUGAUUAAAUCAAAUGUUUCUCCAUUAAUUGCUGAUCAAAUCCCAAAAACAAAACCAAGAAUCUCCAUUAGGAAAGGUAAAAAAGUUAUCAUUGACCCAAGUCUCACUAUUCAAUCUAUUUUCCUUACUUUUUAUAUGUGUAUCAAUAUUGGGCUGUUGCUGGUAAUGGCAACUACUGAAUUGGAGUUGCAUGUUGGGUUCUGGGCAGCUUACUUGCUUCCAUUUUGUUUCUUUUUUAUUGCUCUUUUUGCCUUGUUUUUGGGGAGAAAGAAAUACAUUAGAAUACCUGUUGGUGACAAAAUUAUUGCAAAGACAUUUAGGUGUGCUUGGAUAGCAGUCACAUCCGGUUUCAAAUUUGACGAAGCUAAACCCUCGGUGCAUCCUGAAAAAGAUUACCCAUGGAGUGAUCACUUUGUGGAAGAGGUCAAGAGAGCUCUUUAUGCUUGUAAAGUGUUUGUAUUUUAUCCAGUUUAUUGGGUCGUUUAUGGUCAAAUGUUAAACAACUUUGUUUCACAAGCAGGUUCAAUGAGAGCUCACAACUUACCAAAUGAUUUCUUGCAAGUAUUUGAUUCAAUUUCGAUCAUUGUGUUUAUUCCAAUAAUGGAAAGGUUUGUCUACCCAUUUAUUAGAAGAUUUACACCACUUAAACCAAUUUCAAAAAUCUUUUGGGGAUUUAUGUUUGGAACAGGUGCAAUGGUUUAUGCAGCUGUUUUGCAGCAUUUUAUUUACAAGACUGGACCUUGUUACUAUGAACCAGGUAAAUGUGCUGCACAAGAUGAAACAGAGCCAGGAAACAAUGUACAUGUUGCGAUCCAAGUGCCUGCUUAUUGUUUAAUUGCCAUGUCUGAAAUUCUUGCUUCUGUAACUGGGUUAGAAUACGCAUACACAAAGGCACCAGUAUCAAUGAAAUCAUUCAUUAUGGCAAUCUUUUUAUUCACAAACGCAGUGGGUGCAGCCAUUGGUAUUGCUCUUUCCUCAGUAAGUGUUGAUCCAAAGAUGGUUUGGACCUUCUCCGGUUUGGCUGUGUCCUGUUUUAUUGCCGGAAUCUUGUUUUGGUUCAUCUAUAGAAGCUACAACGCAAAGGAAGAAGAAUGGAAUGAACUAGAAUAUGAAAAUGAGUUGGAAUUGGAUGCACUGGCGCAUAUAAGACCCGUUCAAUCCCCAGCUUCAAUUACAGGCCUAGAAAACGGUACUUUGAAUCCAAUUCGGUCGUUGAUUCAUUCAGUGAAAAGCGCCUCUUAA
Messenger RNA from Lodderomyces oxycetoniae, 1830 nucleotides. RefSeq names its product Ptr22p (gene PTR22). Lineage: Eukaryota; Fungi; Ascomycota; Pichiomycetes; Serinales; Debaryomycetaceae. The record is from RefSeq and is a predicted model, not a curated record. Gene Ontology annotation, biological process: oligopeptide transport; transmembrane transport. The transcript has a single exon. Gene Ontology annotation, cellular component: fungal-type vacuole; plasma membrane. The coding region runs from base 1 to 1830 and encodes 609 amino acids. Gene Ontology annotation, molecular function: tripeptide transmembrane transporter activity.